GAGUCUGUUCAUGAGAGGUCAUAAAAUGUGCAACACCUCUCAUGCCCCUUAGCACCGGCUUAGGUGGAACUCUAUUAUCCAUAAACAUGGAAUGAACUCCAUAUCCCAUAGCACCAGUUAAUAUAACAACACUGGAGUCCAAGUACGUGCAGUAUUUUUAUGGCCGCCACACAACACCCGGAGACUGCUGUUAAUAGUUAAUAAAAUCUGUAAGAAGAUCCUUCGGAAAAAUAAAAUAUAACGGUAGAUUUCACAGAGGCACAGAGCAUCCCAAACAUAUAGAUAAACAAAUAGAACGCAACCAAUCAAAAAGAUAGUAUCAGACUCGGUUUGAUUAAGUCUGUUCAUGACAAGUAAUGAAAUGUGCAACACCCCUCAUGCCCCUCCCCUCCCCAGCACCUGCUUAAGCAGAACUGUGUUGUUCAUAAUAGUCAAGGAGAAACUUCAAAGGAUAUACAGAGAGCAAAAUCUGAGAACUGCUUGAUCCUCUCCAUUUUAGGAGUAAUUAGAUCCUAUAAAAUGGCAGGACGAAAUGGCCGGAAGUCUGUUCAGACUGGUUCAGAUGCUGUUGUUGAUAUAAUGUGUUCACCCUGUGGCGAGGAUGGGGCGCAAGAAGAAGCUGUCAAGUAUUGUCCCAGUUGUCAAGAAUAUCUCUGCUCUGUCAUCAAUGAAUGAAGGCUACCAGAGGCCACAUUCUGAUAGGAGCAAGGCGGGCAAAACAAAACCCUGUGGCAGCAAGUACAACAGUUGAGGAGAAAUGCUGGUAUCAUCCAGACAGAAAUAUUGAGAUGUUUUGUAGGACACACAACAUGGUUUAUUGCACAAGAUGUAUAGCAACAGAACAUAGGUCUUGUAGUGGAGUAACAGAUAUAGAUCAUGCAACUAAAGGUAGUUACAGCAUGGAUGAGCUACAAGGUUUACAGUCUGAAAUAAAUGAUAUCUUUGAGCGGCUUGUUGAUGUGACUAAGAAAAAGGAAAAGAUUCUUGCAGAAACUGAAGAGCAGAAAACCAGUAUACUUGGUAGGAUUAAAGAUAUGAAAAGGAAAAUAAUAGAUCACGUAGAAAAAUUGGAAAGAGCAUCAACUGAUGCAUUGAAGGAAAAGUACAGUGAGGUUAAAACUGAGCUUGAAGAAGAUAAGACCAGUGUGAACAAGAUGACUGGAAAACUGGAAGAGAGAAAAAAGAAAGUGACUAUGGCAUUACAUAUGAAUAAAGGUCAAAGAUUUGUUCAAGUUAAACUUGGACAAAAAGCUGCUGAUGAUGCGAAAACAUUGUGCAAGGAAAGUGAUUCAAAGAGUCUGAAAGAUAUUACAUUUACUGAAGAUGAAGGCAUAAGUGAUACAGUAAUGGCAAAACAAUCAUUUGGUCAGAUAGAUAUAGAUGGGAGACAGAAGACGCUGGUAAUCAAAACAGUUGAUGUGAAGAAAGACUGUGAUGAAUUAAAAUGUUUAAUACCUGAUUUAUGUCAACUACAUGAUGGUACUAUCAUAUUAAUUGACCAAAGGAGCUGUAGCUUGAAGAAACUAGAUCAAUACAACAAGGCAAAACUUUUAUGUAACUUUGGUAGGGUUCCAACGGGUAUCUGUUGUACAGGUAAAGACAAAGUGGCAGUGAAAUUUAUGAAUAGCGAGGUAUUAGUGUUAGCUGUUUGUGAUGCUAUUUAUCAAAAGCAUGUACAUAUAAGAAAGAAGAUAUCAAUAGAAAAUGGAGGUUUUUGGGGAUUGGCCUAUUUUGCAGGAGACUUGUGGAUGUCAUACAGACAUGGUGUUAGAGUUUACAGUAUGUCUGGCCUUCUGAAAAGAAACAUUACUCAUGUGCAGGGUCUCAAUGGCAUUAUUCAGCUGUCACCUGUUCACCUUGCUGCGGGCCAGGAUUCAAUUUUUGUUACUAAUGGCUGUGAUGGAGCUCUUUGUCUAGACAAGGAUGGUUCCCAGAAAUAUGAACUUCAGGAUCACAGGCUGAGAUUUACACGGGGAGUGUGUGUAACCAGUCGAGGUACUGUAUUCCUGUCUGGUUCACAGUCAAACAAUGUUGUCGUGUUCAACAAAGAUGGAAAAUGUCUUGGGGGGAAACGGUUUCAGCAAAUAGAAUGUCUGAGAAAGGCCCAGUGGCACUGUUGUAUGACUACAUAAAGAACUGUCUGUUGAUAACAAACAAUUCCUCAAGUUGUAUUACUGUUGUGGACUAAAAAAGAAUGAAAGGAAAAACUGACUGGUAUUGACUGUCUGACUAUUUGUUUUGUCACAGAGCAUAUUUUUUGGUGUAUUGGAAUCUGCCUUAAUGGUUUUAGAUAUUGAUAGAUAUAAAUGUGUCUACCAAGUAAUUGUUCAAGUGACUGUUAGAAUUAAAAUGUUGUUUUUGUACCCCCGACAACAAAGUUGUAAGGGGGGGUAUACUGGUUUCAGGUUGUCUGUCUGUCCGUCCGUCUGUCCGUAGACACAGUUUUGUGCGCACCAUCUCUCCUCAUCCCCUUGACACAAUUUAAUAAAACUUCACACAAGUGAUCAGUAACAACAGUAGUUUUGCAUGGGGCAUGUUUGGUUCUUUCAGAAUUUUUUUUUGCAGAGUUUUGGGACUUUGUUUUUUUUUUUUACUAUACUAUAUACAUAGACACAAUCUUGUGCACACCAUCUCUCCUCAUCCCCUUGACACAGUUUAAUGAAACUUCACACAAGUGAUUAGUAACAAUAGUAGUUGUGCAUGGGGCAUGUUAGUUUCUUUCAGAAAAAAAAAUUGCAGAGUUACGGGACUUUGUUUUUUGUUACUAUACUAUAUACAUAGACACAAUCUUGUGCGCGCCAUCUCUCUUGAUCCCCUUGACACAAUUUAAUGAAACUUAACACAAGUGAUCUGUAACAACAGUAGUUGUGCAUGGGGCAUGUUUGGUUCUUUCAGAAUUUUUUUUGGAAGAGUUACGGGACUUUUUUUGUCACUAUACUAUAUACAUAGACACAAUUUUGUGGGCACCGUCUCUCCUCAUCCCCUUGACACAGUUUAAUGAAACUUCACACAAGUGAUCAGUAACAACAUUAGUUGUGCAUCGGGCAUGUCACGUUCUUUCAACAACAAAAAUUGCAGAGUUUUGGGACUUUGUUUCUUGUUAACAUACUAUGUACAUACAGUCUGCAUAUGCAAUCUUGUGCGCGCCUAAUCUUUCAAACCCUUGCACACAACUUAAUGAAACUUCACACAAGUGAUCGGUGCCAACCCUAAUUGUGCAUGGUGCAUGUUACGUUCUUUUAGAUAAAUAUUCUGCAUAGUUAUGGCACUUUGUUUUUAGCUCACCUGUCACAUAGUGACAAGGUGAGCUUUUGUGAUCACCCUUCGUCCGUCCGUCCGUCAACAAUUUCUUGUCUGCACGAUAGUGGUUUCAUUUAUGAUUUUAUUUUAACUAAACUUGCACACAACUCGUGUCACCAUAAGAUCUCGGUUCCUUUCUUGAACUGGCAAGAUCCCUUUAUAGAUUCCAGAGUUAUGGCCCCUGAAAGGGCCAAAAUUAGCUAUUUUGAUCUUGUCUGCACAAUAGCAGCUUUAUUUAUGAUUUGAUUUUUACCAAACUUGCACACAACUUGUAUCACCAUAAGGUCUUGGUUCCUUUCUUGAACUGGUCAGAUUCCAUUAUGGGUUCCAGAGUUAUGACCCCUGAAAGGGCCAGAAUUAGCUAUAUUGACCUUGUCUGCACAACAGCAGCUUCAUUUAUGAUUUUAUUUUAACCAAACUUGCACAAAACUUGUAUCACCAUAAGGUCUUGGUUCCUUUCUUGACCAGGUCAGAUUCCAUUAUGGGUUCCAGAGUUAUUGCACACUACUUGUAUCACCAUAACAUCUUGGUUCCUUUCUUGAACCGGCCAGAUCCCAUAAUGGAUUCCAGAGUUAUGGCCCCUGAAAGGGCCAAAAUUAGCUAUUUUUACCUUGUCUGCACAGUAGCAGCUUCAUUUAUGAUUUGAUUUUAACCAAACUUGCACAAAACUUGUAUCACCACAAUAUCUUAGUUCCUUUCUUGAACUGGCCAGAUUCCAUCUUGGGUUCCAGAGUUAUGGCCCCUUAAAGGUCCAAAAUUGGCUAAUUUGGCUUUUGCAGCCAUAUAGAGACUUCAUUUAUGAUUUUAUUUGAUACAAACUUCCAAAAUAUCUUCAACAACAAUAAAUCUUAGAUUCCAUGACAAAUCAGAUCCAAUCGUAGGUUCCAGAGUUAUUUUAUAUCUGAUUACCUCCCCUGAUUGUAAUCAAAAUGGAUUUAUAUCAGUAAGUUAUAUAUACUUAUAGGACUUAUUUGAAAUUUCAUUUUUGUCAUUGGUUGGACUGAGCCAAUCAGAGUAGAUAACUAUGGACUGAUUUUAUGUCAAGUUACCUCCCUUUAUUUCAAAUUAAAAUGGUAUAUCUCCAUAACUAAUGAAGAUACUGAUCUGAAAUUUCAUUUAUGUCAACAGAUUUAUUUGGCAGAUCCUUCUUUUGUUCACUUACAAUCAUUUUUUUUUAAUUACUUCCCUUUUACGUUACUAUAAAUAACUUUUUUUAGUAACUUUUUUAUUAUUGGCUGUAGGGAAAAACUGAGACCACUUUUCUGUGGUACAACAUGGAUGGUACCUCCAAUUUUUAGGUGUAUUUUGACAUAUCUGUACCUUGUAAGAAUUUUUUUUUCUUAUUGGUUAUAUUUCUUUCCUCUUUUGUUCCUGUCCUUUGGACUUAGAUAUUUUUUCUGAAGACUUUCUUGUCCUCAAGUGCAAUGAUAACAGGUGAGCGAUAUAGGGCCAUCAUGGCCCUCUUGUUUGUUACUAUACUGUAUACAUACAGUCUAUAUACAUAAAGUCCACAUAAUUAUGCAAUCUUGUGUUCGUCAAAUUGCAAUGUACUGUGUCAGUGCAUGCGGGGGGUACAUUCAUCACCUUUAGUGAUAGCUCUAGUUUUGUUAGUUUUCUUUACAAGGACAAACAUUGUCCAAAGCAUUAGGAUCUAAUUUUCUAUAUGUAUGUUUUUGAUGUUAGGAAUGUGAUUUGAUACAGCGUAACACCAGAUUUAAUUGAAACAAACACUUUGAAGAUUAACAGUUCAAAUUAAGGCAUCUUUAGAAACCUGUCCAAUUAAUUAUCUAUGUCCUGAAUUUUGCACUGUUUGAGACCAAAGCUAAACUGAAAUCCAUUUAAAAACACUUCUUUAAGUUCAAAGCCUGUUUCUUUUAAUCUUUUGUUUUUUUAUUUUUUGUCUUGAAGUACAUUGAAGAUCCAUAUUUUCUUUGUUACAAUUUACUCAGUUAAGGGAAAGAAACCUUUGUUUUAUCAAAAACAGUCUUCGUGUUGCAUUACUACCUGACAAUACACGGAGUCACAUAACAGGUGACAAAUCGUCCAAGUAUAAGUUUGACCAGCAAAAUCUUAAGAACCUACUUUGACUGUUGUAAAAUCAAUCUAAUUCAAAAAAAGAAAAGUAGAAUAUAAAUGUUUUUGUUGAAAAUUUGAAAAUAAAAUGUAUUGAUUUGUUUGUUCGAAAUGUAAAUGCACUAUUUUUAUGUAAUGUUUUCGAUUGAUUGAAUAAAUCAAUUAUCUUUUUGAAUUAUU
Molecule: messenger RNA, 5553 nt
Organism: Mercenaria mercenaria
Lineage: Eukaryota; Metazoa; Mollusca; Bivalvia; Venerida; Veneridae
Exons: 3
Coding region: 672-2132 (486 amino acids)
Source: RefSeq, a predicted model, not a curated record